Cladophialophora yegresii CBS 114405 is the source of this 1095-nucleotide messenger RNA. RefSeq lists its product as uncharacterized. The transcript has a single exon. The record is from RefSeq and is a predicted model, not a curated record. Gene Ontology annotation, molecular function: oxidoreductase activity, acting on the CH-OH group of donors, NAD or NADP as acceptor; NAD binding. NCBI's taxonomy places the organism in Eukaryota, Fungi, Ascomycota, Eurotiomycetes, Chaetothyriales, Herpotrichiellaceae. The coding region runs from base 1 to 1095 and encodes 364 amino acids.
AUGUCGUCGUCCUCGGGUGUCAAACUCGCCAUCCUUGACGACUACGCGGCCAUCUCGUCGGCGCAUUUCCAACCCCUCGCCUCGCGAAUCCAGAUCGACUCGUUCCCCCAGACUCUGCAGGCCCGGGUCCCAUCGGAGCAUGACGCCCUGGUUGCCCGUCUGAAACCAUACACCAUCAUCAGCACGAUGCGCGAACGGACACAGUUUCCACGCUCCGUGCUCAGUGAGCUGCCUAACCUCAAGCUCCUGCUCACGACGGGCAUGCGGAACGCGGCUAUCGACACAGCGGCGUGCAAGGACCUGGGCAUCACCCUCGUGGGCACGGGUCCCAAGCGCAACGCGACCAAGGGCUAUGACGCCACUAACGAGAUGACGUGGGCCCUGAUCUUGGGGUUAGCCAAGGACGUGGCGCGCGGGGAUGCCGUCGUCAAAGGUGGGCCGUCGGCCACGUCGAACCAUGACCCGAACGCCCACGUCGGCGGAUGGCAGACGACGUUGACGUUCGGGCUCGCGGGCAAGACCCUGGGUCUUCUGGGGCUCGGCAAGCUCGGCACGCAGUGCGCGGUCACGGGACACUUGGGCUUCGGGAUGAAAGUUAUUGCGUGGUCGUCGUCGCUCACGCAGGAGAAAGCAGACGAGGCGGCGCAGGGGCGAGGAUUACCCAAGGGCACGUUCCGUGUGGUUGGGAGCAAGAAGGACCUCUUUGAGCAGGCGGACGUGUUGAGCGUGCAUUACGUCCUGUCCGACCGGUCGAGGGGCAUCGUGGGCAAGGACGAGCUGGGCAGCAUGAAGAGGAACUCACUGCUCGUGAACACGUCGCGCGGGCCAUUGAUUGAUGAGGCCGCGCUCGUUGAGGCGCUCGAGGCCAGUAAGAUCCGUGGCGCGGGGCUCGACGUCUAUGGUGUGGAGCCUUUGCCUAAGGAGAGUCCCUGGCGGAGGAGCGGAUACUGGGGCGAAGAGGGGCGGAGUACGGUGCUGCUGAGUCCGCAUAUGGGCUAUGUUGAGGAGGAGACGAUGCACGAUUGGUAUGAGCAGCAGGCUCAAGCUAUCAAGGCGUGGCUUGACAAGGAGGAGGUCAAGGGGAUCAUUCAAUGA